AACGAGAAGUUUCAACUGGGACGGAGGGAGUAAAUAUUAAAAUGCCUCUAGAGAGAAGGGAGAGAAUUCCGGUGACCGGUGUUGACUUCCGAUCAGCAGAAAAACCGGGAACUCAAAUAAAUCAAAGCUAUUUUCAGAGAUCCUCAAAUGCAACAAUAAAAUUCAUGGAAGCAUCAAACAUGAAGGUAUGGCUGGAGCUGUCCUCACCUUCUCUACAGAAGACAUUCGGGACUUUGCAGAGAAAUACAAAUUUGGGAUAAUUGGAAGGUCGGCCAGGGACAUUCCCAACAAGAAGAUUGUUGAAUCCUUACAAAGAGCUCAAUUUGGGGGAUUUAAAGUUAGCCUGCUACGGCAAUUUCAAGUUCUUAUCAACUUCAAUAGGGAAGAGGACUAUGUUCGUUUCCUUAGCAGAAGAACAUGGAGGGUGGAGGAAGACAGACUUUAUCUAGCAAAGUGGUCUCCCUCUUAUUUACGGGCGGAAGACAACCCAGAAACUCUGAUUUGUGUAACAUUCAAGCGGUUGCCUAUACACCUUCAAGAUGUUCGAGCCCUUUUCUCCAUUGCUAGCAUGGUAGGGCGCCCUAUUAUGGUGGAUGAUAGAACUCUGAAUGCAGAGUACCUCAACACUGCAAGAAUUCUUGUUGAUAUCGACUUGUGUUCAACUCCUCCAACUGAAGUUAAGGUCAGAAUUCAAGAGACAGUAUUCUCCUUUCCAGUUGAGUAUCAAAACCUGCCCAAAUAUUGUGGGAAUUGUAAAAGAUUUGGCCACAUUUGUAAAUCUAGAACGCUCCCCGUCAGAAAACUCCCCACCGGCGGGAAAUUAUUAUCAGGGGGACAUACGAAGGGCUCUAAAGAAAGAUGGAGCCAAGUGGGCCGAAAAUCCAAUGCCAAUAAGAAGAGGACAAUAGUUAAAACAAAGACCCAAAUCCAAGGAGAAAAGGUCCAAAUUAAUAAUGGCAAACCCACAUCUGUUUCUAAAACUAGAUGGGGAGAGGGGGGCCCUUCAAAGCUGGCUUCUUCAUCUUGGCAGGUCCAGGGAAUCCGACAGGAGGAUAAGGUUAAUAGGUCUUCUACAGACCUACUUGCGAAGGACCCACCACAGACAUCCUUGCGGAAUACGCCGGCAACUUCUCCAAAGAAUUUCUCGUCGGAAGAAAGUAUUAACCUCACUGAUCUCACAGAGGACUUUUGCAAAGAGGAACAUACUGAAGAUCCUUUCUUUGAUUGCUUGGAAAUUCCACAAAUGGAGGAUAUGCGUGAUCCUAUUUCAAAUAUCUUUGAAAAGGGAAGCAGGGAUGAUAUUUGGGUUCACACGCAGAGGUACAGUUCUGGUGACUUCAUGAGGGAAUGUCUGGAACUGAAAGCUAUUCCAGAAGUCUGUAUGCACUCGGAAACUGAUGACCAGGAAGCCUUUGAUAAGUCUGAAUUAAGGAGCUUGGAUAUAGUUAUUCCUAAGGGAGGUGGACAUGCACUCACUAUCCCCAGAGCUGAACGAAAAUCUAAGGAAAUGCCUUUAAAGCUUUCUGUCCAAACCAGGGGAAUGAAAGCAGCUUUAGCUUCUGCUCAGUGGACGGUUUAUGGGAAACAUACUGAGAAGGAAAGGGAAUCCCUACGGAAUUCAAUGGGGAUGCACAAGCAAGCUGAGGAAAUGUGGAUUAUAGGGGGGGACUUUAAUGUUGUGGCCUCUCUGGUUGAACACAAAGGGAAAGUGAGCCCCUCCACAAAAGGCAUUUUGGAAUUCUCGGAAUGUAUUGAACGUUGUGGGCUUAACAAUCUUGAACCCGUUGGUGGGGUCUUCACUUGGACUGGUAAUAGAAGUCAUGGAAGGCUUUGGAGACGUCUUGAUAGAGCCUUGGUUAAUAACGCUCUCUUGGCCAUGUAUGAUGUGAUCACUCUAUCACAUUUGAGUAGAGCAGGCUCUGACCAUAAGCCCAUCCUUCUUAGUUGCUUCAAUAAUCAAUUCUGGGGUCCUAAGGUUUUCAGAUUUCAGAACUGCUGGCUAACUCAUGAUAACUUCUCUCCACUUAUUAAUGAUUUUUGGAAGACUGAGCCUAACAUUGGGGGCAUGUUUGGCUUUGCGGCUAAGCUCAAGAAACUUAAGAAUGUUCUCAAGGAAUGGAAUAAAACCACUUUUGGGGAUAUCUUCAGCAGCAUUAAUCAAGCAGAAUUGAAGGCCCAAGUAGAACAAGAGAAUUUUGAAAACAGCCCAACUGAGGAGAACAGAUCCAACUCCAACCUUGCAGCAGCCAAUUUACUACUGGCCAGUAAGAGAGAGGUGCUCUUUUGGAAGCAAAAGUCCAACAUCACCUGGCUUAAAGAAGGCCAUGUUAACAACAAGUUCUACCAUGCUUAUGUUAAGGGAAGAAGAGCAAAACUAAGAAUCAAUUCUGUUAUGGAUGAGAACGGAAAGAAGAUUGUCAACCAAGAUGAAAUUGGGGAUAAUGCUGUGGAGCACUUCACAAAGCUUUACCAUUCUGAAGGUAAAAGAAAUCUCUUGAGAUUCAGAUCUAUUCUUAAUGAUUUUCUCGUGGCUUCUGGACAAGAGGUUAACUACAGCAAGAGCAGAUUCUAUGUGCACAGCAAGACGAGGAGUUCCAAAACUACAGAAACCGAGAGAUUGCUGGGCAUUAAAGGAGGAGUCUUGCCUUUUCUGUAUCUGGGGGCACAAAUUACUAAAGGUCAACUGAGGAAAGAGGACUGCUCUCAUAUCCUUAAUCAUUUUGAUAAGCUUAUGAAUACAUGGUAUAGCAAGACCCUUAACCCCAUUGGAAGGCUGAUUCUCAUCAAACACGUACUUUCCUCCAUACCUUUACACCUUAUUUCGCACCAAGAAUUGAUCAUUGCCUUGAUGUCCAUUGUGAUUGAGAAGAGGUUUACCGUUUCAUUUCCGAAGGUCGUGGCUGCAUACUGUUUCCAGGUACACCAAGCAAUCACUCCUGGGAGUAUGUUUCUAAGAUUGCCCUUAAUUGUGUUAGCUUGAGAUCUCAGCUGCCAUUCCAUCAGAAGGGACAUUGAGAAGGCAUGUGAACUUGGAAUCUGAUUAAAUUUUAUGGGAAAGG
Molecule: messenger RNA, 3059 nt
Organism: Cuscuta campestris
Lineage: Eukaryota; Viridiplantae; Streptophyta; Magnoliopsida; Solanales; Convolvulaceae
Source: the annotation of a GenBank genome assembly